AUGCCUCCAAAAAGAGCUAGAAGAGCCAAAAGCAGCGCUCGAAAAGGACAGGAAUUGUCUGAGUACGGAAAUUACGAUCCCAUGUUCAUGCAUGAUGCGAUCAACUUUGAGCAGCGGAUGAAGCGAUACGCGAAACUGGCUAUAGACGAGCACAUAUUCAAAAAGCCCGAUAUCUUACAGACAGCCUUGCCUAGCUCAGAGCAAGAUACUUCGGAAGAACUCCAAGAAAAGCUGAAAGAACAGUUAUCGAAGAGCUUUGAUAAGCAUGGCUGGAACAGUGAUUGCUUCAAGAAGGAACUUGAGAAUGAAAGUUUAAAAGUUCACCUCGACUUUUGCAAAGAAAAUGAGGCUUAUAUCGAGGAAAAUCUUGCUGCAAUCCGGAAGAUCGUUGAAGAAUGCGAGAUAUUUCUGAUGAAAUCAAACGACACAGUUAUUUCAUUUCUCGGAGGGAUCUUGAAGGAGCGAAAAAAGAUCCUCAACGAAAAUCAAAGGAAGCACAAGGCCAAGAUCGAAAAAAGAAGAAAAGAAAGUCUUGCCGAGAAGAAAAAGGCUCAGGCCGAAGCUAACUCGUCAAGUUCUUCCCCAUCAGCCUCCGAGCUCGCGCAAAGACGAAUUCAAGCGCUGCAAAAGAUCCGCGAGCUAAAUGCACUUCGAAAAGCUCAAAGAGGCGAUUUAAAUAUGUACUAA
This is a messenger RNA of Oikopleura dioica, 687 nucleotides long. NCBI's taxonomy places the organism in Eukaryota, Metazoa, Chordata, Appendicularia, Copelata, Oikopleuridae. The record is from the annotation of a GenBank genome assembly.